AAUUCACUUUUGCAUUUUAAAAGUAUUAAAAAAAAAUAAAAGAGUUAUUUAGGGUAUGUGGGAUAAUGAUGCUCUGAUGGAUUGAUAUAAGAGCCACCCAUGUCCGAGAAAAAUAAGUAAUACCCUAAUCCCAUUGAAACAGAGAAAGAGGAAAAUGGUUUUCUUGCCAGAUGAUCUCUGUGCAACAAUAUUAUCGAGACUACCGAUAAAAGUCUUCACAAGUUUUAAACUGGUUUGCAAGCAAUGGAACUCAGUCAUUGAGUCUCAGAUUUUCCGCGAUCUUUUCAUAUCUCAACACCAAAACACUCAAUCUUCUUCAUGGUCGCUCAUUAAAGGUGCAUCUAAUAGGACAGAGUUCUUGGCUCACUACAGAUGCAAAACUUGGGGACUUGAACGGUCUCUAGAGUCUUACAUCUCCUCUUUCAUUAGCCACAAGUUCGAGAACCAGAGAGGAAAGUACCGACGAGGCAGCGUCGUGGCUUACAGCGAUGCAGGGUUUGUUUUGAUCGACGUAUCGUCUUACAGAUAUUCUGGGUCGACUUUCGAGAAACGAUCCUUGUGCGUGGCUAAUCCAGUUUCACAGGAAUGCAUUGAAAUCGAUGUUCCUAAAGCGUUUGAAAAUAGUGGAAUUUUCUGGCCUUUUGGAAUCGCCACGCGAACUGAUAACGGCGUCGUUAUAAGUUAUAAAAUUGUUGCAUAUUCAUCUAAGAGCGAUGUUGGGUACUUCGUAUAUUCAUCUGAGACAGGUUUGUGGAGUUCUCUCCCUUAUAAUUUUGAGAGCUGUGAGUGUAACUAUACAAUUAGCUUGAACGGGAAUCUUCACUGGCUAUCCCACAGUAAUGAUGAACUUGUAUCCAUGGAUUUCAACGCCACUACCAUGGAAUCUGGUCCGUUCCGUUACACAGCUUUCCCUGAUUUAGAGAAACGUGUCAAAUUCAAAAGAGCUUGCACAACUUAUCAAGGAAGUCUCAUGUAUAUGAACAUAGUCUCCCAAGACAAUGAUGAUGGAAGUGUAGACCAUAAGUUAUGUGUAUGGCGGCUCGAGAGCUGGGAGUGGCAACUAAUAUCUGAAAUCUCUACGGAUUUGACUGAGACCUACUUCGAUUAUUUUCCGUUGAGAGUUGACUCUCUUGAUGCUACAACUGCCUACUUUCUUAGCCAGAAGCACCAACGUCUUAUAGCUUUUAACUUACGCAAUGGUGCGUGUUUGCUCCGUGCGUGUUUGCUCCACAGCGGUGGGCCCAUUCUGAGAUUUCUUCACCACCCGAAUGGAUCUUAUUUUUACUCAUUCGUUCUCCCACAAUGGCUGUAUCGGUUACCCAGGCAGCACGGCGAGAAGAGUGUAGACAUUAUUUAAGAGCCUGAAUAAUUGUUUCCUAAGGUUUUUUAAUUAUUAUUACUGUUAGUUCUUUAUAUAAGAUGGUGCUUUUUUUA
Molecule: messenger RNA, 1434 nt
Organism: Brassica napus (rape)
Lineage: Eukaryota; Viridiplantae; Streptophyta; Magnoliopsida; Brassicales; Brassicaceae
Product: F-box protein At3g28330-like
Exons: 1
Coding region: 155-1357 (400 amino acids)
Molecular function (GO): protein binding
Source: RefSeq, a predicted model, not a curated record